ACGAUCUGGCGCCAUCAUGCGGCAAUGAGGGCAACGACUGUUGUAUCCGUAGCCAGCGAACAGACGACCUGCUGGGUAAACAAGAGUGGAUGCAUCGAAAGGGAGGAAUGGCAACUUCGUCGAGGGCUUAUAGAUUUAACUUCACAUGUUACAAAAAAGACGGUGACACAUUUUGAAAAAAGGACUUAGACCCAGGUUUUGUGAGAUGCAGCGGAUAGAUGCCUAGGACCUGAUGCAAGUGCACUUGCUGUUUGCCCUCUGAGGACGGACCUGCCGCCAUGAAGAGUGAGGUGCCAUCUGAGGCCCCAAGCAGACAGGAGCAUCUGAAGGAGCCACUGGUGAACCCAGAGCCCAUGGAGGCAGCCAAGAGCUUUCCUAACAACAUGGAGGUGAUUGGAAAGGCAGGCAGCGAAUUUGAAACCCUGUGUGAGUCCAGGCAUCGGCCCCUGAGGGACACAGGAACACACAGAGACUCAGAACGGACCCUCCCUGGGCGCAGAAAAAGAAAAGGCCAACAGGCAGGGCCAUCAGAUUGCUCACUGAAGGAGGGCCACAUCAGUGAGAGUUCACUGGCCCCUCAGCGUCCCAGGGUAGAACUUUUACAGCACCCAAGUGAGGAUGAACAUAAUCACGAGUCCUCUUUUAGUGACUGUGCUUCCUCCCCCUCCUCUAGCCUGCGAUUCGGGGACUCGGACACUCUCAGCUCAGAGGAGGAGGGGGAAGCUGGAGCAACAGGGGGCCAACACAAGGCUCCUGCCCUAACAACAGGCGGAGCCGCUGGAGUUGGCCUGCGCCCUGUUCUGGGUCGAACUCGGGGGAAUCGUUCUCAUAAGUGGGUGCGGUCUGAAGCUGAGCCAGUUCUGCUGAAGCGGCCGUGUCUGAGCAGCCGGCGGCCUCUACAUAGGAAACGCUUUGUGAAAACAGCUCCUGCAGGGGGGCAGCGUACUCAGAAGCAAAAGGAGCGACUACUACUGCAGAGAAAGAAACGUGAAGUGAUUGCACGUAGGAAGUAUGCUCUACUCCAUAGCACCAGUAGUUCCAGCGAGGAGCUAAGUAGUGACUCUUCUACCCCCUCUUCUACCGAAGUAGAAGAUGAGCUGUAUGUAGAUGUCAGUAGCACUAGCAGCCAGCCCAACAGUGCUACUGUAGCCACAGGUGGCCUGGAUGAGGAUGUGGUGGUGAUUGAGGCGACUCCAGCUCCAGCUCCUGCUGUCCCUGCAAGCGAGGAGAUCAAUGUCACCUCAACAGACAGUGAGGUGGAGAUCGUCACGGUCGGAGAUGGUUUCAGGUCACGGUCAGUGGGUCUUGGCAGGAUUUGGACUAAUAGUUGUUCCCAGAAUCGUCUCCAGGAGCCACGUGGACGUCACAGACUGUCCACUGUCAUCCAACCACUGCGUCAGAAUGCUGGAGAGGUGGUGGACCUCACUGUCGAUGAAGAUGAUCUCUCAGUUGUGCCAACAACCUCUGGCAGCAUUCACCCUCAAACAGUCAGGUCGUCCUCUUCAUCAUCUUCCCAUCAUGCCUCUACCUCAGAGCUCAAUGAUGCCCCCGGCCCUUCCACUAGCUGCCCAGGCUCAAUACCUGAAAGUAUGCACACACACAGGCCAAGUGGCUCUACUCGCACAGCCACAGAGGAUGACAGCAGACCAGGUUUGUCAGGUACAGGAGAAAACGCCGGCACGGCUAUGCCCAGACUCCCAUCCUGCUGUCAGCAGCACUCUCCGUGUGGAGGCCCCUCCCCCGCUCACCUGUCCCUGAGCCACUCCCAUUCAAGCUGCUUGCAGGCGUCGUCCUCUCAGCAGACCAGUGGCUCUCAGCACGGUCACAGCCACAGCAAUGCUCACCACUUCAUCCACCAUGUCCAUCACCCAGCACCACAGCCCCCGGGCACCCUGCCCUUUCAAGAGCCGAGCUGCCCUGUGGAGCGACCCAGUGCUCUGCCCGCAUCUUGCGCUGGAGUCAGCAGCAGCAGCAACAGUAGUAGUAGUAGCAACACAGCCCACUACCACGACCAGCAAACUCUGCCAGUGGACCUGAGCAACAGCAGUGUUCGGAGCGGAGGAAACAAUGGGGCUAGUUUCCAUGGCAGCACCUCAGCCUUUGACCCGUGCUGCCCAGGCUCCACCUCACGGCCUCCUGCUUACGUUUCCCAGGCCACCCCUGGGCCCAGCCAGCCAGCUGUGGUGGACUCGUUCAGCUCCUCCAUGGUGGCUCAGCCACAGCCACAAACACAACCCCAGCCCUGCAGACAUUAUAUGCACCCCUCCUAUGGCUCUCUAGCACGCUCACUGCAUCAUCAGCCCUCCUCUGCCUGUCCUCAUUCCCAUGGGAACCCCCAACUUACACCUCAGCCCCCUCCACAAGGCGAUUAUGUCAUUCCCCACACUGUCACCUUUCAUCCGCCACUGCCGUCUCACCCCUCAGGCCACGCUGUGCCCCCUGCCCCUCCCCCUCCUCUGUCUACCCACCACCUCUCUGGUUCAAGUGCCCCACUGGCCCAGCACCUGCCUACGGAUCACCAGUCCCUGCCGCACCAUAUGCCGGCGCUGGGGGCGUCGGUGCAGAGGCUCCAUCAACACGAGAUGCUGCAGAGGAUGGAGGUCCAGAGGCGCAGAAUGAUGCAGCACCCGACACGAGCGCAUGAGCGUCCACCUCCACACCCCCACAGAAUGCACCCCAACUACGGCCAUGGACACCACAUCCAUGUGCCACAAACUAUGUCUUCCCACCCUCGCCAGCCUGAGCAGAGAACAGCAUGGGAGCUUGGCAUUGAGGCUGGAGUGACUGUGGCACCGUACCCUUCAGGGCACCUGCACUCCCACCUGCCCCACUACCAUCCUCCCCCCAGACUGCACCACUUCCCCAUCCCCUUCAUGCACACUGGCAUAUCUGAAGUGACCUACCCGCACAUUCGGUACAUCUCAUCUAGAAUGACUGGCUUUGGAAGAACCUAUGAGGACCUGCUGCAUUUAGAGGAAAGAUUGGGGACUGUGAACCGAGGAGCCUCUCAGGGAACCAUAGAGAGGUGCACUUACCCACACAAGUACAAAAAGAAGGUGUUGGAGAGAGACAUUGACCAACAGUUAACCCCUGAAGCUUGGGCAUCUAUUGGGAAAAAUAUGCACGCAACCCCAGAAUCGAGAAAGCUGCAUGGUAAGCAAGAUGAAGAUGAGGGGGCAGAUGAAGACACAGAAGAAAAAUGCACCAUCUGUCUGUCAAUACUGGAGGAGGGGGAGGACGUCAGGCGCCUACCAUGUAUGCACCUCUUCCAUCAGCUGUGUGUGGAUCAGUGGCUCCUCACCAAUAAGAAGUGCCCCAUCUGCAGAGUGGACAUUGAGGCGCAGCUGUCUGCUGAGAGUUGAUGCUGUUUUUUUUUUUUUAAACAACCCCUUUUGUUGAAAAUUUAUUUUGAGAUCAUAUUAAUUUUCUCUUCAGUACUGCAGUCAACCAAAGAUGGCAUGAAUUACCUGCGCAGCUCUACUUUGAGAAAAUAAAAAAACACCUGACAAAAAAGCAUUGAGCCUAGAGUGCCAGCUAUCGCACAUUACUACAACGGCUAGAAUUCUCCAUUAAGGGUUUAAGAUUUUAUUGUAUUUAUAAAGCUUUUAUGUAGCUUUUGAUUGUUUCCUCAAGUGUCAUUUUUUGUUUUGUUUCUCUGCAUGUUUCCUUGCAAUGCAUUUCUUUGCACAUAUAAUGUGGGCUUAACACAGCCUAACAACUCGCAGGUGAGGAUAGCUGCUCUAGUAAAGAUGCAUUUCUGUAAACCUAAUGCCUUGCUUUACUAGAAUGUCACCCUCCAGUUUUAAAAAAAAAAAAACAAACAUUGCAGGAUUCAUUUUACCAAUCAUUGUAUUGAUUAGUUUGUUUAGAACAUGUGGAUUGUUAGUGAAAUAUGUUUUUUAAGUAAAUCAAGACAUUCCUAACUAGGGAAAUAUGUUAACAGAUCAGCUGCUGUAUUAGUGCACACCCAGUAUUUCUAGAGUGGAAAUAAACUCCAAUGUUCACCUCACCUCCCAGAAUAUGCACAUGCUUUGCUACGAUUACACCUCCCUCCAGCACCUUCAUUUGACUAAAAACACCAUUAGCACCAUCAUCUGAUGUAUUUUAGAGAACAAGAAAAAGAAUGUCACAUCCCUCUCUUGACUGUUCUUUCUAAACUGAACGAUUGUUGGGACCUGCUGUGAAUCUUUUCUUCAUUUUGUUUGGGGUUCUUCCCUGCAGAUGGGCCUGUGAUGGUUAACCUGGUUUCUGUAAGAUGAUCUCAGGUCUACAUGUGUGUAAGAAAUUUCACGUGAGCCUAAAACCUGGGAUCAUUUUGUCAAUUUGAUACCGGCAGUGGCGUUUAACUUCCCGUGUGUGUGUGUUCAGAGGGAAAUACACAGCUCAAUAUUUACUGUUUGUUCUCACACUUCAAACCAUUUUAUCCACCCUCCCUUUUGUCUCUCUGUAGUUGAGCAGCAGUGUCCAUUUUGGCUGCUGCAGAAAGAAAAACGCUAAUACUGUUGACUAACUCACUCGCAUAGACUUGCACAAGAGAGAAAAAGGUAGGAGAAUAGUAGUGAAUAUGACAGUGCACUAAGGCCAUGUAUUUCCACUCUGAUGAAUAUUUAAAGAGGAAAAUAAAAUCAAAAAAUAUUUUGAAUGGAGUGUUGAAAUGCAGUACUUAAAGCAGGUAUCCAUGCAUUCAUUGACUUAAAGGCACCAGGAUCAUAUUCUGUGGGAUUUAUAUUAGUUUUAAAAAAUAUUAAUAAACUUGGAUAACUCUUAA
Molecule: messenger RNA, 4768 nt
Organism: Sander lucioperca (pikeperch)
Lineage: Eukaryota; Metazoa; Chordata; Actinopteri; Perciformes; Percidae
Gene: rnf111
Product: ring finger protein 111
Exons: 16
Coding region: 279-3362 (1027 amino acids)
Biological process (GO): ubiquitin-dependent protein catabolic process; positive regulation of transforming growth factor beta receptor signaling pathway; positive regulation of DNA-templated transcription
Cellular component (GO): nucleus; cytoplasm
Molecular function (GO): ubiquitin protein ligase activity; SMAD binding; SUMO polymer binding
Source: RefSeq, a predicted model, not a curated record